AUGCCAUCGUUUAUGGGCCUUCCGCGUGAACUACGGGAUCAGAUAUGCGAAUACGUCAUACUCUCGCCAGCCCGGCAGCCACGAGCGCUCAAUCAGACAACCGAAGAGAUGCUUGACGGGUACAUGACGUACAAGUUUCCACAGCUAUUCGUUGGGCCGGGUGCCUCGUAUCGACCCCAGGCAAUCGUCUCGAAUGCGACGAAGUUACUGCUAGUCAAUCAACAGCUGAGAACAGAAACAAUGGAGAUGCUAGAACGAAUGCGAAGCAUUGUGUACGAUCUCGAUAUUGCAAUGACCGACAAUGGGAUAUUGGCAGCGACGUGGAUCAAUGUUCCCGUCUUGUCGACCAAAAUCGAGCAGCUGAAUGUCACGUUUCGCCUCUAUGUGACAAACGAUGGCGAACGAUUGAAGUCUGAAAUUGAAGACAUGUCAGGAGCGCCAGCAAAUCCAGGACCUGAAGAUUUCUUUGGGUUACCACCUGAGCAGUUGGUAUGGGACUUCUAUGGUAUAUUCCAGCGAUUCACCCGAGUUGGGCCUCUAUGCGAGAGGGAAAACGACAAUGAAAACCGGCAAAUAUCCAUCAAAACGAUCAGCAUCAACGUCGAGACACCAUCUCCCGAUCUUGUGCAGCUCGGUUUGAUUCAUCUGUCCGAUCAGGCCGACAACGCAAUGUCGUUUACUUCCCGGUACUUCUUGGAGUGUCUGAACUGGACUGUACGACAACAGCUGAAAGGGAAUUGGGAGUAUAUCCAGAACAUCACUCUGCUUGAGCACGUGGAUGAUAUUGUUUUGUAUCAUGAUGCGAAUGAGAUACAUCGCUGGGAUGUAGCUGCAUGGCUUGCAAAGUAUCCUGAAGAGGAGAUGAUCAAGUGGAGGCCAGAUGGCAAGAAAGAGGCUUGGCGCAAAAGGAAGCAAAGAGGACUAAAGGUACCCGAAGACUUCAACGAUCCGUCCUGUUGGUAA
Messenger RNA from Alternaria rosae, 963 nucleotides. RefSeq lists its product as uncharacterized. The record is from RefSeq and is a predicted model, not a curated record. Lineage: Eukaryota; Fungi; Ascomycota; Dothideomycetes; Pleosporales; Pleosporaceae. Bases 1 to 963 code for a protein of 320 amino acids. The transcript has 2 exons.